AUGGUAGAAAUCAAAGCAUCAGAGCGGCAGCAGUACUGUUUAUAUAUAAAAGAAACAAGCUUUGUUAACACUUUCGCUGCGGCAUCGGUGCAGGCGCGCAACUCUCCAGUGCGGCCCGGCAACAUGCGGGCCGACGAGCCCGAGGCGAGCAGCAGCAGCGGCGGCGCCGACGGUGAGGCGCCCGCGAUGGGGGAGGGCGCGCCGGGCCGGCAGGAGCUGGCAAGGUCCGCCGGCGCGCAGUGGAACAACCACCGCAACAUCUCGGAGCUGCUGGACAACCUGCUCAGCGGGUACGACAACAGCGUUAGGCCAGACUUCGGCGGUCCCCCGGCUAUCGUGGAAGUAGACAUCAUGGUGCGCAGUAUGGGACCGAUAUCCGAAGUAGACAUGACGUAUUCGAUGGACUGCUACUUCCGGCAGUCGUGGGUGGACCGGCGGCUGGCGUUCACCGGGGGAUCCAAGGAGACGCUGGCGCUGAGCAUCUCGAUGCUGGCGCGCAUCUGGAAGCCGGACACGUACUUCUACAACGGCAAGCAGUCCUACCUGCACACCAUCACCACGCCCAACAAGUUCGUGCGGCUCUACCGGGACGGGCGCGUCCUCUACUCCUCCAGGUUGACCAUCAAGGCCGGCUGCCCCAUGAACCUGGAGGACUUCCCCAUGGACACGCAGCGCUGCCCGCUCAAGUUCGGAAGCUUCGGCUACACGACGACGGACGUGGUGUACCGCUGGAACCGGCAGCGCACGGUGGCCAUCGCGGAGGACAUGAAGCUGUCGCAGUUCGACCUGAUCGCCACGCCGUCCGCCAACCAGACGGACGUCCUCAAGUCACAGGACUCGCUGGAGAGCGAGUACUCGAUGCUGCUGGUGAGCUUCCACCUGCAGCGGCACAUGGGCAACUUCCUGAUCCAGGUGUACGGCCCCUGCGUGCUGCUGGUCGUCCUCUCGUGGGUGUCCUUCUGGCUCAACCGCGAAGCCACCGCCGACCGCGUCUCUCUCGGAAUAACGACGGUACUGACGAUGACCUUUCUGGGCCUCGAAGCCAGGACUGACCUCCCAAAGGUGCCCUACCCCACCGCCCUCGACUUCUUCGUGUUCCUCUCGUUCGCGUUUAUUUUUGCAACCAUCAUACAGUUCGCCGUGGUGCACUACUUCACCAAGUACGGCUCUGGGGAGUGCUACUUCAGCUCCGACCUCAGCUCCGUCUCCAGCUCCGACGACGAGGACGAGGACACGUGGUCGGCGCGGCGCAGGCGCACCAUCGAGCUGCCGGGUGAGCCCGGCUCGGUGGCGCCGGUGGGCCGCAAGGCGAGCUCCGGCAGCGUGGGCGGCGUGGGCGGCCGGGGCGGCUCGUUCCUGAGGAGGCUGCAGGCGGCCGCCACGCCGCAGCCCUCCUCCUCGUCGUCCGCCGACUCGGCCAGGUUCGUCGAGGUCAUCCCGCUGUCCGAGCUGCGCGUGCUGCCCGCCUCGGCGAGGCGCCGGCCCAGCGCGUGGUCACACCAGCAGCUGCAGCAGCCGCACGCGUGCCGCUCGGCGCCCAGGAAGAAGCGGCGCACGCCGCGCUUCAACUCCGUCUCUAAGAUCGACCGCGCGUCGCGCAUCGUCUUCCCACUGUGCUUCCUCGCCAUCAACAUGUUCUACUGGUACUCCUACCUGUGGCGCAGCCGCCGCCUCUACCACGUGCGCGCCAGCGGCGACGCGGCCGCGUCGUAG
This is a messenger RNA of Schistocerca americana (American grasshopper), 1713 nucleotides long. RefSeq names its product gamma-aminobutyric acid receptor alpha-like. Bases 1 to 1713 code for a protein of 570 amino acids. The transcript is spliced from 13 exons. NCBI's taxonomy places the organism in Eukaryota, Metazoa, Arthropoda, Insecta, Orthoptera, Acrididae. The record is from RefSeq and is a predicted model, not a curated record. Gene Ontology annotation, biological process: nervous system process; monoatomic ion transmembrane transport; signal transduction. Gene Ontology annotation, molecular function: neurotransmitter receptor activity; extracellular ligand-gated monoatomic ion channel activity; GABA-A receptor activity. Gene Ontology annotation, cellular component: membrane; synapse; neuron projection.